AUGGGGGGGCGAGACUGGCGCACCCCCGCCGAUGAUCCAAAAGGAUCAGAAGGAGAGUCAAAAGUAGAGUCUCGAAAAACCAGGGACAGUCUAGGCAACAGGAAGAUAGAAGGGAAUAGUCCAAGGAGGAAAGGAGCUAUCGGACAACCAAUCUCCAACUCUAAAGGGGAUUAUCCGAAUCAUGAAGAGAAGAAACCUCAGCGCCGUGACCGAAACAGAAGGGACAUGGUACCCAAUAGGGCUAGCCUCCACCAAGAAACAAGGAAGGGAAGGAGGAGUUUAGGGGGAGGAAGCAACGAACUCUCGAUAAACCUAAAUGCAAUAACGGACGAAGAGCAAAAAAACAUGGACCCCACUGAAGCCUGA
Plasmodium inui San Antonio 1 is the source of this 366-nucleotide messenger RNA. RefSeq lists its product as hypothetical. Bases 1 to 366 code for a protein of 121 amino acids. The record is from RefSeq and is a predicted model, not a curated record. Lineage: Eukaryota; Apicomplexa; Aconoidasida; Haemosporida; Plasmodiidae. The transcript has 2 exons.